UUUUCUGAUUUAUCUCAUUGUAUAAGGCUCAAUGCGUGCUGUGCAUUAGAGUAAUUAAGGUUUCUAAGAAGUUUUCAUUAAAUUAUGAGGCGUCUAUUGCGCGUUUCCACGAAACAGUGCGCGUAAUCGCCGAUAACGGACGUUCCCUACCUUACCUAAAAACAUGUUGACAUUCACUUCUAAAUGUCAGGUGUCAGUGUCAUACGCGAGUCAGGCAGGUGGUGUAGUUUACAGGUAAAAAACGUUUCCUAUACGAAGCUUGAUUUUUCAGAAACUUUUUAAGAUAUAGAAAAUCUUCAAUCAAAAAAUUCUAAAGUAACUUGCGGUUUUAUUUAAAAAUGAAUUCAGCUUGAUUUUUAUUGAAAAACUUAAAUUGUUAACAUCAUUUUGAAAAAAAGUUCAUUUUUUUUACUAUAAUUUACAAUAUGUUGUUCACCCUAGUAAAAAUCAAAAGCCCUUUGUUCGACUACCGAAAAGUAAUAUAAACUGCGAUUCAGUCUUCAACGUUUCAGACUCCGAAAGUAAGAAACGCUAUUCCGGCGUCAUUUCAUUUCGGAGUCGGGAAAACCGCGGAAUGUGGGAUAGUCCCGUUCGCCGAGCGUUCGUGCGACUGUACGACUAUACGCUAGCAACAUGCAGUUAUAAAGCGCAUACAGUGUAUAUACGUGCAUAUGAAUGGUAUACGUCGAUUUAUUGAGUUGGUGCGGGUCAUUGGGAGUUUGAUGGAACAUGGAAACUAUACAUAUCAUGAAACUUUGAGUGUUAAGUGAAACUGAAGAGAAAGUGUUUAUUCUAUUGAUCCAAAAAAUGCUUGUACACUUUUGUACAUAUUUAUUCUGCCAGAAGUAUAUCUAUACCUCAAGUUAAAAGCAUCUAAUGCAAACUGAAUGCAAAUUAAACUGUGAAAGACAAUUAGAUGCAGUUAUAUUGAGACAAAGUAUUAAUAGAUCAUUACAAUGGUUAAAAAACGUGGAGCUGUUUGGAAUUAUUUUACAAAAAAGAUUCAUGGAUCACAAAUAAUAGCUUUUUGCAAAUUUUGUGACCAAUCGUACAUUCAAAAUGCAACUCGCAUGGAAAAACACAUUGAACGCUGCGUCAAGUGUCCAGAAAAUAUUAGAAGAGACUUUAUGAAAUUAGUGAGCAACAAAAGAGCAAAGUCUAUGAUUUCUUUAAAACUUGCAGAAAAUUGGUCUAAUCAGCCACGUACGCUACAAAGUGAUGUAUCUAAUGAAAACUUUGAAAGUUCAAGAGAGUGGCCUUUUAGAGAAGAAUACAGUCAUACGAUUCCAGACAAUAAUACCAGUAAUAGUGAUAAUGUUGAUCUCAAAAACUGGCACAAUAAGUUACAAAUAAGUUCAGUUCAGCCUGUAGAAACUAUGGUAAAUAGAGAAUGGGACCCACUUAAUAAUACCAAGGAUAAUGAGCAAGUUACUACAGAUGAAAAUGACGAAGAAGCUGAAGAAUCCAAUCUUUCUGAUAAAAAUCAUCAUAGCAUUAACAGUUUACAACCACCAGUAUCAUUGCCACAUACAUUGACAGAUUAUGAUUUAGAGAAACAAAUUUUGUAUGAACAAUACUUAGAAAGACGUGCAUUUAGACAGACUGCAGAAUUGGAACUGCAAAGAAAAACCUUAGAAUUUGAGAGAUUCCAGUGGCAGUAUCACAUAGAGAAAACACAAUCUGAAAUGCGCUGGGCACAUGAGUGUCGCAUGAUGCAACUUAAAGAAGAACAACUGAAUCAACUUAUCAAACAAAGUCAUAAGACAACUAUGAAAUGAUCAUCUAAUAAAAUGUAAAUAAGAAAAAUUUUAUUAAAAAAAUGUUAUUUGGAACUGUCGAUUUUGUAAAUAAUAGAUCAAGCCUUUAACUUUUUUUUAUAGUUCAUUUAGAACUUAACUAAACUGAUGGUAAAACCAAAAAUUUUAGUGCGAUUCAUGAUGAAUAAUAUGAAAUGCUCAUAAAUUUGUAAAACAAAGAAAAAACAAAUGUAUCAAUUACAAAAAAUGAUAUUAUUGUGAUAAUGUAAAAAUAAUUUAAUUUUUUACAUAAAAGCUUGUAAUUAUAAAAAUAAAAAGGUAAAUAAAAACGA
Nasonia vitripennis (jewel wasp) is the source of this 2089-nucleotide messenger RNA. RefSeq lists its product as uncharacterized. Lineage: Eukaryota; Metazoa; Arthropoda; Insecta; Hymenoptera; Pteromalidae. The transcript is spliced from 2 exons. Bases 957 to 1778 code for a protein of 273 amino acids. The record is from RefSeq and is a predicted model, not a curated record.